AUGACCUGUAAAUUGUCCACAGAGGAGGAAUGCUAUCACUGCAUGGCUAGCUUGGUGGCUUCGAAGGAGAAGAUGUUCAUCACGCAAACGAAGCUACACAACGAGGUCACCUGGAAGACUGUAAUGCAGAUCGCCAAGAAACAUGCCAAGUCGGCCGCACAGCACCUCUCGCGGCUGUCGGGCGCCAUCGGCCCAGAGCGCAUCUACUCGGACUGGCAGUGGUGGAUCCUGGCCGCGCUGCCCUUUCCCCAUCUGGUGCGCGUGCUCGACUGCUUCUUCAACGAGGGGAUCAAGGUGUUCUACAGGGUGGCGCUGGCCAUCCUCAUCCAGUUCCACAAGCACUCCACCAACACGAACUCGGAGUGGUACGCGGAGGCCACGAAGAAUGGAGUGGACCACGCCAUCGACAAGUUCUGCAGGAACAUGCCCUCUUCGCCCACCAAGCUUCUGAGAACUGCUUUCAGCAUAAGAGCAUUGAGUUCACAGUACAUAUCGCGGGUGUUCAUAAAGACGGAGAUGACGCUGAAGUCGAAGCAGGUGAUAACGGGCUCCCGGCUGGUGCGAUCCCGCUCCUCGGACAACCUGCCCACCAGCCAGUCGCAGGUCAACAUACAGAUGAUGUCCCACACGCUGACCAUACGCGAGAGAAUGUCUGAGGAAACGUGCAAACAGAUGGUAUCGUACACGACAGCAUUAGGCGUGGCUUUGGCUUUUCUAUACCAUAAAAUCCCAUUCGAUUGCGUUCCUAACACGACUAACUCCAAAACGAUCGGACACAAUCACAGAUCCGACGGCUCACAUUCGCCGGGCCCGCGCGCCCUAUCGAUGGGCGUUUACCCAAUCCAAGCGAUCAAGUCGCAGAUUCUAGACCACAGCGAAAGCCCACGGUCCUCCCACCUGGCGCUGUGGUUCCCAUUCCCUAACGCCGUGUUCAGGGACCAACGCCAGCACUCCUCCGACCUCAGGCGCAAGCUGUUCACGCUGUGGUCUUGGCUGCCAGUUCGCAUCACCAUGUACCAACCGGUGCUACUGUACACCACUGAGGAGCACGGCUGCUCCCUUACCACGUUCUACGUGCGCGUCGAGCACCACGAGCCGACCUUGCUCAUGAUUAAGACCUGCAACAACGAGGUGUUCGGUGCGUAUUGCUCGACGCGAUGGUUCGAACGAAACCAGAAGGACGAGCGCGGCAAUCGCCAGGCGUACUUCGGAACAGGAGAGACAUUCCUCUUCAGCCUGUACCCGGAGCGCGCGAAGUACCCGUGGGUGGGGUGCUCCGCUGGGGCGGACGGCAAGGGCGAGGAGCAGCGGGUCGCGCACGGCUCCGAGCUGUUCAUGGCCGCCGACUCCAAGAUGAUCACAAUCGGCGGCGGCGACGGCCAAGCGAUAUGGAUGGACGAGAACAUAAGGUUCGGCAAGACUGACCGCUGUUCCACCUUCAACAACCCGCCGCUGUGCCCGAGCGGGGACUUCGAGAUCAGGGUCUUGGAGGUGUACGGGUUCUCGGGCGCA
Molecule: messenger RNA, 1512 nt
Organism: Iphiclides podalirius (scarce swallowtail)
Lineage: Eukaryota; Metazoa; Arthropoda; Insecta; Lepidoptera; Papilionidae
Source: the annotation of a GenBank genome assembly